GAGAAGAAGAAUCAGGUGCACGCAAUCACUUCCGUGUUCCUGCUGCUCCCAGCUCAAAGAUGGCAGCUGCGGGACGGAGAUAGGCAACGACAGCAUUUCACGAGUUCUGUCAUGAACGCGGACGCGGUCGUGCAGCCCGUUGCAUGCGUGGUUUUGACGGGACAGUGAUAUUAUCUGUCACGGCCAAUGUGUCGUCCUACGAAGACAAUCACAGGCUUCAGAAAUACCAUGUUUCCCAUGGGGCUAAGCUAGCGAGCAACGGUUAGCAAAUAAAUGAACGUGUCUCCUCUAUCACGCGAGAAGAAAGCAGCGGCGGUCUAUUGACAUCUUGCACGUUCAGUUUCAUCAUGGCCAUCACUCAGUUCCGUCUCUUCAAGAUCUGCACAUGUCUAGCCAGUUUACUGGCUUUCUUUAAGAGGUUAAUAUGCAGGAGUGGAAGGGGGCGCAAGCUCAGUGGUGAUCAAAUAACUCUCCCAACAACAGUGGAUUUUUCAUCAUCAGGACCAAAACAGCCAGAGAUUGAAGAGUGGAGCUCUUGGGAUGAAGACGCUCCUACUAGUAUUAAGAUUGAAGGUGGCAAUGGAAGUGUUUCCCCUCCGCUCGACGAUGCUGACGAAGAGCCCGACUACUUCAAAGACAUGGCUCCUACCAUCAGGAAAACACAGAAGAUCCUCCUGAAGAAACGGGAGCCUCUGAACUACCUGGUGCCUGAUGGCUCAGCAGGAUUCUCCAGCAGACUGGCAGCCUCUCAGGAUAUGAUGACCUACAGUCCACCCUCUGCUGAGCUUGGAGAAAUGGACAAUUGGCAGGAGAAUACAAAUGCCUGGGAGGAAGAGUCCGAUGCUGCCUGGGAAGCAGAGGAGGUGCUCAGACAACAGAAGAUGGCUGAGAGAGAAAAGCGCUCCAUGGAACAGCAAAGGAAGAAGAUGGAGAAAGAUGUUCAGAGGAUGAUGAAAAAGGAGCAGAAGAUUGCCGUCAAGCUCUCGUAACGUUUUAGCGAUGCUCAGGUUUGAGCCAAAGGGAGAAAGAGUGCAAAAAAAGACUCAGUCUGUUAAUUUAUCUCAAGUCAUCAAACAGACCAGGAUUAUCACCAUCCACUUCUCAUCUGUUAGCAAAGUGUUGUCCUCCACCCUGUUUCCACCAGCAGCCAUUUUGGUCCGCAGACGUGUACAAUGCAUUCCUCAUUCUCCAGGGCAGAAAAGGUCAAGGUAACUCUGGACUUCAAAUGAGAUUUGUUUUUAUACAAUCGGGUUCAUCGUAGAUUAAGGGUUACAUGCAGCAUUUAGAAGGCACCAUUAAGAUUCUGAUUACAUUUGUUUGGUAGCAUAGAAAACUGUUCUAUUUUGUUUUUUCCCCUGGAACAUCUGUAAAUAAACUGGUACCUGUGCUACCUUUUCAACCUCAA
Molecule: messenger RNA, 1405 nt
Organism: Paralichthys olivaceus (Japanese flounder)
Lineage: Eukaryota; Metazoa; Chordata; Actinopteri; Pleuronectiformes; Paralichthyidae
Gene: ebag9
Product: estrogen receptor binding site associated antigen 9
Cellular component (GO): secretory granule
Source: RefSeq, a predicted model, not a curated record